Molecule: messenger RNA, 1844 nt
Organism: Amborella trichopoda
Lineage: Eukaryota; Viridiplantae; Streptophyta; Magnoliopsida; Amborellales; Amborellaceae
Product: protein WHAT'S THIS FACTOR 9, mitochondrial
Molecular function (GO): RNA binding
Source: RefSeq, a predicted model, not a curated record
CAUGAGAGGAAUAGAGAAAAACCAAGUAAAUUAAAAAAGAGACUGAAAGAGAGGAGGUGAUGACAUUUGGUAUUUCCAUACAUCGCGUUUUAAAUAUAAGAGAUAAGAUAUUAACACAAUUAUAAGGUGUGAGAAAGAGAAAAAGAAGAUAGAAAGACAAUUAAGCGGGCUAAAACGAAUAUAAAGGAGUUUGCCAAAGAAGCCGGAAUUGUAUAUUAAAAGGAGGUAAGGAGGUCACAAAUACCUCAAGCUAUCGGAUUUCAAAUUAGAUGUAAAAAUUAGAUGUAAAGUUGGAGAUUUUUUUUUAAAAAUAUUUAAACUUAGUCAAUGAUUAAAAAUCCGAUGGACAAAAAUAACUGGAACUCUUUUUAUAAAAAAUAAAUGGUUUUUUCCUCUCAAUCCAUAAUUUUAUUUUAAAAAUUAAACGUUGCCAUUUAUUUCAUUUUUUUUUUACAGGGCCUUUUGCUUCUAAAACAUACUUUAAGCGCACGUUCAUUUGGCUAGUGAUGUAAAAGCGCAUCAGAGGAGAGAGAGAGAGGCCUAUACGAGUUAUUUAUAUCUGUGUUUCCCUGAUAAUUUUCUCUCUACCUUCUCUUUCUUUUGCUAACCCAACUGACCACACCAUGUUCAGAAGAAGACUCUUUCUCACUCCUCCAUCAUCUCAACCAUGUUAUUACCAGCAAAGGUUCUCUCUUGUAAACAUAAAACUGAAAUGGGUAAAGGACCCAGUUCUUGACACAGUGGUCGCCAUGGAGAAGGACCUCAAAGCUGUGUGCGAGCUCAAGGACAUGAUUUGCAGGCAAGCGGAUGGCUGCUUGCCCGUCUACCAACUCUCGAAGAGGCGUAGGCAAAUGGAUAUCGAAAUUAGGGUUUCGAGGUUCAUGAGAAGGUACCCCACCAUCUUCCAUGAAUUCAUUCGCCAUCAAAAUGGGUGCCCACUGCACUGGUUCAAGCUAACCCAAGAGGCUCGGAGCCUCCAUGAGGAGGAACAGAGAUGGCAAGAGGUUACCGAGGAAGGUACAGUACAGAGGCUCUGCAAAUUGCUCAUGCUCACAAAGCAAAGGACUCUCCCUCUACAAACCAUUGAUCAGCUGAGAUGGGACAUGGGUUUGGUCCAAGACUAUGACCGCGGCUUAAUACCAAGGUACCCCCAACUCUUCGAAUUUGUUAAGCUUGAAGACGAUCGAAUUGGGCUCCAGCUUUCACAUUGGGAUUGCAGGCUCGCAGUCUCACAGAUGGAGAGGAAUUGUGGGGUGAGGUGUUCCGAAGGGGAUAAGAGGGCUCUGGCUUUCCCUAUAAAAUUUACUCGGGGUUUCGGUCUCAGGAAGAAAUGCAUGGAUUGGUUGGGAGAGUGGCAGAGGCUUCCCUACACUUCACCUUAUGCCGAUGCGUCGCAUCUCGAUCCGAGAACAGAUGAGUCUGAGAAGAGAAUUGUUGGUGUAUUUCAUGAACUUCUUUACCUCACAAUCGAGAGGAAGACAGAGAGGAAGAAUUUGAGCAAUCUGAGAAAGCCAUUGGGGCUCCCUCAAAAAUUCACCAAGGUUUUUGAGAGGCACCCGGGCAUAUUUUAUAUUUCUCAGAAGCGUGACACACACACUGUAAUUCUCAGAGAAGCCUUUGAUGCCCACCAAUUAGUUGAGAAGCACCCACUUGUUGAUAUUAGAGAGAAGUACAUAGAAAUGAUGAAGACUGGGUUUUUGAAUAGGAGCAGAGGGUUGUAUAAGAAGGAGCCGAGAGAUGGAGAUUGGUAUGAUCAGGGGUUAGUGGAAAUGGAGGCUAAUCAGGAAGAAACCAUGGAUGCCUUUUCGGAAUGAUUUGUUAUAAUCGGUUUUUAUGCUAUGUUA